AGGCGGCAGCGGUCUGUUCCAAUGCUACCUGGCUACCUGAUGUGAGACUACACCUUCAAGUUCACUUUGUUUUCUGGCUCUAACAAAACAGUAACUAUAUAGCUUACACCAGCGUGAUAGACUUUAGACCCAACCUAGCAAAGUUUAGAAUAACCAUAGAAUUUAUUCCAACAUAACUCCAGAGAAAGUACCCAGGGUGUCUAAUCUUCUGACUACUGUCACAGACCACGAUGUCCACAUGCAGAUGCUCGGGCCCUGGAGCUAUCGGGCCCACCCCUCUCUGCCUGUCACUCAUUUGUGCUGUACUGACCGGCUGUCUGGCCGCACCUGACAAGAGCUUUAAACAUGACGUCGACUCGGAGGAAGAAGAAAGCGGCGAGAAGUUCCAGCUGCACAGCCAGGGCAAGCUCGCCGACCUCAUCGACCUUGACUCGCUUGACGAGGUGAAGCGCGUUGCUUGUGUUGGUGACCGCCUCUUGGUCAAGCUGACGGAUUCCGCGAUGGCUCACAAGUGGCGAGUGGGCCAGGUGGUUGUCGGCGGUUUAAAGUGGGGGUGCAACGCUAGUCACGCCCAUCCCCGGUCACGCGCCAUCUACGUCAAGAUCAGCGCCAUCGCUUUUCCUCUUGAAGACCAGGUCGUCGUGCAUCACGUGCCCGCUGGCCCGUUCGACAUGCUGAAAGAAGCCGACAUUCACUUCUACUACAAACCUGGAGAGAAAAACAGCGGUCACCAUAGCGACAGCGAGAAAAAGAUGCGAUUUCGCCGAUCGCUGUCAAACCUCGUCUCCAACAUCCUCAACAACAUCGAUUGGCGCGCUAAUUUCACAACGACCAUUCCUCUCUCGGUAGAUGAUGUCACCGACAAUGAUUCUGGCAUAACGAUGGCACUACAUAAGAACUUGGGACAAGCUGAGUUGAACAUGUCCGUGGGGCAAGGGGUGCACGACCUGCAGGAUGACUUUCUCCUGAUCCUGGACAACGUAAUAGGUCACACCCAACUGGCAUAUAGAUUUGUCCUCGUCAUCCGCAACAUCGAAGGCAAUGCUCAGGUGGAGCGGUAUGUUUCUCAGUUUGAGCUGAUGUCAAAGGUCGAUAUGGAUGCCGCCAUCACUUUCCGGCGAGAGCUGGGGCUGACCUAUAACGUCACAGCCUUUACGUCACCAACAAUCGAGUUAUUUCGGGUACCUGUGGCUAGCGUGACAGGUCUGCCACCCGUGUACCUGACAGUUACUUACCAAGUCCAAACCUUGAUCACAGUACAGGCGUACAGCGGGGGAGAGGCUGACCUGAGAACAGCUUUCAACACCAGCGGUUACCUCCUUGUAGACCAACUGUACGAUGCUGUAACCAAGAAAGAAAGUGACGUAUGGUCACGUGACUGGUCUGUGGAGGCAAAGCAGCAGGCACUACAGACCCCGUACCUCACACACGUUCGUUUCAGUCUCUACCAAAAGUUCAAGUUUACUCCCGCUGUAUCAUGGCACUACCAUGACGUCGACAUCGAGUUGUCUCCUCCAGUUGAGAUUUCAGUGCAGCCCGAGGUUCACCUACACUCAAGUCCCGCUGGAGUGGGGCGCUGUGUGGACGCUGACGUCACAGUGACGUGUCAUGUUCGUUGCGAGAGAGCUGUGUUCACUGCAGACGCCUUCGGCAUGAAGCUGUGGAAUGUUCCACUUCAGCCAGCUAUGAACCGUGACAUUCAGCUUGUGAACGCUUCGCUAGGUCAAGGUUGUGAGGCCCGUUGCCAUGGUUCUGUCAGCUUGAACUCCGGUCUUUUAAACACCACGAUUAAGUCUCCUCGCUUCUCAAGAGAUGAUGCAGAUUUUCAGAUUCUCCGUACACUCAGUGGAGACACCGCCCAGUUUGUAGACAACAACAUUAGCGCCACCUGGUGUGGGAAGGUGGGCACCCCGUGUCACUCUUGUUCUCCGCACGCACCCAACACUAGCCCUUCCGUCACGUGCGCAGCUCGUUUGAUGACGUCACGCCUGGCCGCUGUUCUGACGUAUCUGGCAGAUCUGGUGACAGUAGAGUGGCCGGACAAACAGCUGCUGAUCUUGGAGGCGUGGGACGAGCCGUCCUCAGUCUUCCCAGCUGGCCGCCAUGGCUCUUCCUCUCUGUUUGCGCAUGGCAGGGCGGCUUCUGUGACUGUUACCGACAGAACACCUGUCAUCAGUUCCCCCCUUGCUACAGGCAUCCCCACUACCACCACCAUUCUUUUGUCACGCUUGGCGCAGUUGGCGGUGUGCGCUGGAGCUGAUGGCGUCAUUGGCGUGGAUGCCGACGACAGGCUGGAGGUUGCUGUGGCCUUCAGCGACACAUCACCAAGCGCUGAUGAAAGAACAAGAAUAUUUUGGAAAGCUAUGAAUGAGCUCGAUGUGACCGCUCUGUCCCCGCUCUGCCAACAAGCUCCCAGCUUGUCCCCUGGUGACCAGUGGCCCACAAACGGCGGCCCGGAAGUGUCGUGUGGCCCCGUGGACACACCUCUAUACAGAGCUGACAGAAACCAAUUGAUACAGUGGAACCUGACAGAUAUCUCAAUGAUCUUUGAAGCGGAAGGUCCGCCUUCCGAAUGGUGUGGCAGUCCGACCAGACAGUGUCUUGACUGUAGUUCCCCCUCCUCUAGCUCUGACCCCUGGGACUGGUGCAGUUCUAGGAUGAUGACACCUCGCUUGGCCAUCCGUCUGAGAAAACUCCAGAAGCUCGCCAGUGAACGCGGAAUGGGUGUCCGUGUUAUCAAAGCAUUUUCAGAGCCUUCACAAAGGGACGCUACCCUCCUGGUUCCUUCACUUUUUGAUGAAGGAAGAGGAAUACGGCUGGCCAGCUGGCCGGGCGGCCGGGAGCGUGACCUGGUAAGUCUGGCUGUAUGUGCUGGCUUUGACCACGUGACCUACACCAGCUCCGCCUACAUCGAUGCUUUUGUCCUGAAGCAGGAUGGUCCUCAGGCACUGCUGGUCACUUACUUUGAAGGUGAGCCUCACGUUACAACAACUCCUCCUAGUCCCUCUGACCUGGAGUACAGUUAUCCUCAGGAACUGCUAGAGGAAUCAGUCCGCCCAGACCUACUGGAUGGCGGUUUCCCCCUCAACACGCAACUGUCUCACCGCCUGGUAUUGGAUGACGUCAUCACGCCAGACAAGCGGUACUUCCGGUUGGAUCCCGCAUUGAUUGAGUGCUUUGAGAUGGCAGCGGAUGACUUUUCUGGAAACAUCGAGAUGAUGAGAGGAUCUGUGUAUCGCACCCGAUCCUCCAAUUUUCUCCACAACCUGGAUCUGCGGCACCCGCAAGAGAAAUGGCGGUUUGAGACCGGACAAGCUAUGUGUUUGCGACCGGUGGGGUCUUCUGAUAACAGUCAUCUGCUGAGCCUGGCGAGAAGUAUCUUAAGAGAAUGCCCUCCUUUGGUAAGAACUGAGAUGAGAGGGCUUGGGCUUGGUUGCCACAGCGACCACCUGUAUGUGGAUUUUCGGCCGGUGACACCAGGCUAUGAGCGACACUAUGUGACAGUGUGGAAGGUUGGUGAUGCUGCCUACUGCCAAGAUGUCAUCAACCUCCAGAGACAAAUGAUCGAAGGUGGGCCAGUGAUUCAAUCGAUGCCCAGUAUUGCGUGUGGUGGUCGGGGUCUAGAUCCAGGUUUGGAAUUCCUCAGUUUCCAGUAUGGACAGCAAGGACACUGUCAGGUGAGCGAUCAAGACACGUUCUGCCAGGCCAGUCGACAGGUACGAGAGAAGGCCGCGGACUCUCUGCAAGCCCUGCUGACGUCAGCAGCCGGACAUGGACGUCUGCCGCGCUAUGACAUCAUCGGAGAGGUGCGGGCCUGCCUUGUCGACGUCUGCGGAGGAUGUCCUGGUGUUGGCCAUGUCUUUGAGCAGAAGAUGGUGACGUGCGCUCGUCUGGUGCGUAAAUACGUGACUCGAGCCGCCAGCCCCUUCCCUGAUCUGAGAAACGUCACAGCCUUCUUCAAUACGGACACAGCGCUGUCCACCGUCCACCAUCUGGCCUGUGGUCAACGUCUGGUGUGUGUAGAGGACACGCCCACUUACUCUUUAUUUGUGCCCACAGUCACAGCUCGCUACUACCCGGACCCUUCCAAGUCCCUAGAGAAAGCCUUGUUUGCAGCAGACAUCAACCCGACCCCUUUGCUCGAAAUCGUUGCCCAGGAGAUGGCCUUCAGGGCAGAGGGCAAGGUCACUGUCUUUGUGGAGUCUGAAACCGAUAUCUACGCGCUCAGAAACGUUCUUAAGGUGUUGAUGGUCUACAACAAAAAUAUCAGCUUCGUCGAGUUCCAAGUGGCUGUUGAGGUCGACCCCGAUCUUGUGACGUCAUCCAUUCAGCGGAAGUUGGAGGCGUGGUCUGGAGUGGCCUGUCCACUCUACAGCCGCUUUGCAGUGGCGCCUUUUGUUGUGGUUACCAUGACAACAGAGCGACAGAGACGCAGCGCCCAGCUGAGUGUCCCCCGAAACAAAGUGAAGUGGGCCAUGUACAACUGGGAGCAGGAAUGGCUGGACAAGAUGUUUUAACCCCUGAGUCAUUUCUCCUAUUUCAUUCACCCAGUUGAAACUAUAGACCAGUGGUUCUCAAAGUAUUUCGGACCGCGGACCACUUUACUUAAGAAAACAAUACGGCGGACCACCAAGGUCUAAAAAUCACUCUGUACUAUGAAUUUCACAUUUAAAUUGCCGCAUUUG
Pomacea canaliculata is the source of this 4685-nucleotide messenger RNA. RefSeq lists its product as uncharacterized. Gene Ontology annotation, molecular function: patched binding; calcium ion binding. NCBI's taxonomy places the organism in Eukaryota, Metazoa, Mollusca, Gastropoda, Architaenioglossa, Ampullariidae. Gene Ontology annotation, biological process: cell fate specification; regulation of gene expression; smoothened signaling pathway. The coding region runs from base 231 to 4517 and encodes 1428 amino acids. The transcript has 23 exons. The record is from RefSeq and is a predicted model, not a curated record.